AUACAAAAAAAAAAAAUUAAUGCGUCACCUGUAGCAUCGAGAUCAAGAACAAGACCAGCCCUAUCAGCUGACAAAGAGGGCGAGAAGCAUUAUUAUUACUAUUUUCCCUUUUCCUGCUUCACAAUGUUCGCUGGGCUUGCCUCCAAUAAUGCACAAGACCACAACCGGCCAGAGUUAUAUGAAGAAGUGAAGCUUUAUACAAAUGCAAGAGAGAGAGAAAAGUACGACAAUCUGGCCGAGCUGUACGCUGUCAUCAACACACUGCAGUCCCUAGAGAAAAUGUACAUCAAGGAUGUGGUGCCCCCGAAGGAAUACACAGCUUGGUGCAGCAAGUUAUUGGUGCAGUACAAAGCAGCAUUCAAAUUGGUGCAGUGUGAAGAGUACUCAACUGUUGAAAGCUUUGUUAAGAAGUACAAGCUGGACUGCCCGGCCGCCCUGGAGAGGAUAAGAGAAGAUCGACCUAUCACCAUUAAGGAUGAUAAAGGGAAUACCAGUAAAUGCAUUGCUGAUAUUGUCUCGCUCUUCAUUACGGUGAUGGACAAACUGCGUCUCGGAAUCAACGCCAAUGAUGAACUUCAGCCUGACCUCAAGGACCUUCACGACAACAUGACACGCCUCUCCCUCAUCCCGCAGGAUUGCGAGGGUCGGGUCAAGGUCAGGGAGUGGAUUGUGACCUUGGAGGGAAUGACAGCAGAUGAGACCCUUUCCGAGACACAGGUUCGCCAAAUGAUCUUCGACCUUGAAUCAGCUUACAAUGCUUUCAACAGGCUCCUCCAGCACACCUAGGCCUAUAGGGUGCUCUGGGGGGGGGGUUAGGGUUGGUUAGGUUAGAGAGAGAGAGAGAGUGACAGUCAGUUAUCCAUAGACCCUUCCUAAUGUCAAUAAAAUGGUCUAAUGGUACACAAAACUCAAGGUAAAAAUGUGUCCCAGUACUGAAGGGGUUAAAAUAGUGAAG
Messenger RNA from Portunus trituberculatus (swimming crab), 955 nucleotides. RefSeq names its product vacuolar protein sorting-associated protein 28 homolog (gene Vps28). Gene Ontology annotation, cellular component: ESCRT I complex. Gene Ontology annotation, molecular function: protein-containing complex binding. Lineage: Eukaryota; Metazoa; Arthropoda; Malacostraca; Decapoda; Portunidae. Bases 124 to 786 code for a protein of 220 amino acids. The record is from RefSeq and is a predicted model, not a curated record. The transcript is spliced from 7 exons. Gene Ontology annotation, biological process: protein transport to vacuole involved in ubiquitin-dependent protein catabolic process via the multivesicular body sorting pathway.